Messenger RNA from Phaedon cochleariae (mustard beetle), 1100 nucleotides. Lineage: Eukaryota; Metazoa; Arthropoda; Insecta; Coleoptera; Chrysomelidae. The record is from the annotation of a GenBank genome assembly.
GCAUUUUAGUGAGUGAUGAUUGGUGUGAUGAUUCUUCCGGUGCUUUUGAUGGACCUACCAAAUUCUCUGGCAAAAUGAAAUUAUUUCCGUAUGGCUUGAUCGGUUUCUUGCUGAUCAGUAUAAUACUAGUCAAGGGUACUUCUGCAGGAGUUUGGAAUGUUUGGGACAUACAGUACUGGAGAUGCAUUAUGAAGAAAAGCUAUAAUUGCCCAGACAAUGAUAUCAAAUAUUUUUUAUACACAAAAGAAACAGGAACCAAAAGACUGAGAAUAGAUGUAAGGAAUCCGUUAUCCUUGAAAUACUCUGGUUACGAUCCAAGCAAGAAAAAUGUUAUAAUCAUUCAUGGAUUCAAUGGAACAGAAAGCUUGAGUCCAAUCACUAUUUUAAGAAACGCCUACCUCACCAGGAACGACUACAAUAUCUUCACGGUGGACUGGGAGCCCAUCACCAGAUUUCCCUGCUACAUUUCCGCCCUUUCCAACACAAGACUGGUGGGUCAAUGCGCCGCCAAACUGUACGCCUACGUCAUGGCUAACGGCGGCGACGCCAAAGAAACGACGUGCGUCGGUCACUCACUAGGAGCCCACAUAUGCGGCAUGAUGAGCAACCAUUUGGACGUUAAACAACACAAAAUUGUCGGACUGGAUCCAGCUCGACCACUGAUAGAUAGGUAUGCGAAUAAAAAUUUCAAACUCACCAAGGAUGAUGCUCAUCAGGUGCAGAUUCUUCAUACGAACGCAGGAUUUCUAGGAGAAGUGAAUCAAGUUGGACAUGUCGAUUUUUGCAUCAACGGUGGAAGAUUCCAACCGAACUGUUAUGGAACAAGAUUACGUCGGGCGAGAUGCAGUCAUUUUCAAAGCGCCUGUUACUAUGCACAAACCGUUCGGUAUGGAAACUCCAUCAUUGGAAGACCCUGCGUAGCCAGUUGCCCCAAAAAGACUUCCAAUUGGGGAUACUUGCCAGGAAAAUCAGUAGCUAUGGGCGAAGAUACACCAUUUGGGAUCCAUGGAACGUUUUGUGUUCAAACUGACACAAAAAAAGACUGUCCUUUCUUCCAGUGAUUAUGUGAUUUGUUUAAAAUGUAUUUUUAUUUAUUUUCC